GCGGGGCGAGCGUGUCGACGGCGGUCCGUCCGGGCACGCGACGGCCGCGUCGUUCGCCGUCGACGCCGUCGCCGCACAGUCGGCAUCUCAUCGACCCGCGGAGACAUAUAUCAUCGAAUCGCAAUCAUCCGUCCGCGAUCCGCACGGUAAAACGCGCGUCCGCCGUCCUCCUUACGUUACCGUCCGCGCUACCUACCACCUGUACCGCCGUGCGCGCGCCAGUGCCGCCGUUCUCGUCUAUUAUUACCGCGCGCGCGAGAGUGCUGUUUACGACGACAACGAUAAACGUAACCACGCGCGUGCCUGGCAGUGUCGGAAUGACCGUAAUCCGGGACGAGAAACCGCGACGGUAAAACGUUGUCGUGUUGUUUAUUUGCAUUUUAUUAUUUGCACACGUCCCGUCCGACCGACCGCCGUAUCCGCGCUAUCCGUUUUCGCCCGCGUUCUCCCGGCUCAACGGUUUUUCGUUUCCCCGCACCCCCCGUAUACACUUUUUCCGCGUCGACCGACCGAUUCGGCGGACCGGACACCGCGCCGGGUCGCCGCCGCCGCCGAUGAGAUCCGGUGCCGCCCAGGGCAUAUCAUCAUCAUCCGUCGGUGGACGUCCCUCGGUACUGCUUGACGGGACAUGAAACAUUCCUUCAAGACGUUAUGGAACACCUGGCAAUGGGGAUGCGGCAGAACCAUCAUGUCCGCCGUGGUUGCCCACGUCAACUCGAUUUCCGUGGGCAUGUGCCAGGGGUUCUCAGCGGUACUCCUUCCGCAGCUUCUCGACUCCAGCAGCUCCAUACUGGUGAACAACGUGGAAGCGUCGUGGAUAGCGAGCCUGGGAGUCGUAUCGAACCCGUUGGGAGCACUGAUGUCGGGUGUUUUCAUGCAGACGCUGGGAAGGAGGAUGACCGUUCAGCUGACGGCCGUACCGUUCUUGAUCGGUUGGACGGUGAUCGGGCUGUCCACGGACGUGACGUACCUGUGCCUGGGACGGUUCGUGUCCGGAGUGGCUAUCGGCAUGUCGUCGGCCUGUUACGUGUACGUGGCGGAGGUGAGCUUGGCUAAGCACCGGGGAGUGCUGUCGGCGUUCGGGCCGAUUUUCGUGUCGAUCGGCGUGCUGUUCGUGUACUCGCUGGGCGCGAUCAUGCCGUGGCAGAUCGUGUCCAUCCUGUGCGUGCUCACGUCGUUCCUCAGCUUCCUGACGGUCAACCUCAUUCCGGAGUCGCCGUCGUGGUUGGCGUCCAAGGGCCGCGUGACGGACGCGGGCAAGGCGCUGAUGUGGCUGAGGCGCAAACCGUCGGUGGCCGACAAGGAGCUGGCCGAGAUCCUGAACACGCUGAGCGUGAACGGGGAUGGCGGCGGCGGCGGCGGCGGCGGCGAAGGGGCCGAACGGACCGCCGCGGCGGGGCCACGGCUCAGAGACUUCCUGGCGCCGGCCGUGUGGAAACCGUUCCUGAUCCUGGUGUGCUUCUUCGUGCUGCAGGAGGCCAGCGGCGUGUACGUGAUACUGUACUACGCGGUCAACUUCUUCCAGGUGGCCGGCUCCACGCUGGACAACAACCUGGCGUCGAUCAUGGUCGCGCUGCUCCGGCUCAUUAUGAGCAUCACCGGUUCCAUAUGCAUACAGCACCUGAACCGCCGCACGAUGGCCAUCACGUCCGCGGUGCUGAUGGCCGUGUCGAUGGCCGCGUGCGGCACGUACCAGCUCAUGUACAGCGCGCUGGACGUGGACGACCGGCCGUUCAGCUGGGUGCCGCUGGUGUGCAUACUGUUCAACGUCAGCGUCAGCAUGCUGGGCAUGGUGCCGCUGCCGUGGAUGAUGAUCGGCGAAAUGUUCCCGCUCAACGUGCGCGGCAUCAUGGGCGGCCUGGUGCCGUCGCUCGGUUACUUCUUCAUAUUCAUCACGGUCAAGGUGUCGCCCGGCCUGAUGUCCGCCCUGGAGACCGAUCAGAUCAUGUGGCUGUUCGCGGCCGCGGCCGCCGUGGCCGCGUGCUUCUGCUUCGCAUUUCUGCCGGAGACGCGGGGCAAGAGCCUGCACCAGGUCGAGCAGCUGUUCAACAGCCCCCCUGCUAACGGCACUGGAUACCCGGAGAAGCGUUUCAGGCCCAAAGAGUCCGCGGUGUACUCGAUUAGUUAGGAUCGAUCCUGGUAGCCACGCGCGAGAGUUCUAUUAAUUUAUUUUCACCUGUAAACGCUAUAUACCUACGCUACAUCAUAUUCUAUCACUUUGGCUGUGGACGAAACUAACUAAUCACAUAACAUUAUUACUAUUAUUUAUUAUUAUUAUUUUAUUUAUUUAUUAUUAUUAUUAUUAUUAUUUUUCGGAUCCGCGUAAUUCCGUUUGACAUUUUCGCCAUCCGUUUACGCGAAAACGUGUCCGUCAGACGGAGGUCGCGAAUAGUAAAAAACCAAACGAUUCCGACGUGUCGAAACGGAAUGAUUAGAAAUUCCGUUCACAGAUUCACAAGUCCGACAUGAUAUUUGAAAGAGAUUUUAUUUCAUUUUUCGAAUAUUUAUCGCCACCAGAGUAGCACCCUAAGGCGUCUACAUCCACUCCUAUAUCCUAUAUUACGUGGCGUUUUCCGUCCCAAUCGAAUUUCAAUUUUGUUGUCGUACCUAACUGUAUUACUUCGUGUGCACCUACUCACAGUAAUCGUACGACAGUGAUAUGUGAUUGAAAAUAAAUAGGUAGUUGUUUAUGUUA
Molecule: messenger RNA, 2695 nt
Organism: Sipha flava (yellow sugarcane aphid)
Lineage: Eukaryota; Metazoa; Arthropoda; Insecta; Hemiptera; Aphididae
Product: facilitated trehalose transporter Tret1-like
Exons: 4
Coding region: 629-2128 (499 amino acids)
Biological process (GO): transmembrane transport
Cellular component (GO): membrane
Molecular function (GO): transmembrane transporter activity
Source: RefSeq, a predicted model, not a curated record